Rotaria socialis is the source of this 2514-nucleotide messenger RNA. The record is from the annotation of a GenBank genome assembly. Lineage: Eukaryota; Metazoa; Rotifera; Eurotatoria; Philodinida; Philodinidae.
AUGGAUCUCGAAGUCGAUGAUGAUCUUCGUUCAUUAUCCGAUCGUAUUUUACCCGUAACGUCUGCAUCUUAUAUAAAUAACACAUCUUCUCGUAAUAAUAAUAACAAUAAUAACAAUAAUAAUAAUUAUAAUAAUCAUCAUAGUCGUACGCGUUUAUCAAAACCACAAAAAAGUAUUUCACAUGAUAAUCAAUUAUAUCCAGAAGGAACAUCGUUACCAGUGCGAGCCAACACAGGUGAUAUUAUGCAAAUGAGUGAUGGCACAAGAAAAAAAUAUAAUGGUUCAUCAUGGCGUCGUAUGUGUUCAAAACUAAAUUGUAGUUACUACACUCAAAGUCAAGGUUUAUGCAAACCACAUUUAGCCGCAUUAAAAAAACGUAAAAUAUCAAAAAAUGAUAGUGAAUUAUCAGUAACACAGCCAGUCUCAUCCGAACAAGAACAGCCAAAAAAAGGUGAUAUUAUUGUUUUGCCGAAUGGUAUUAGAAAAAAAUACGAUGGUCGACAGUAUCGACGUGUUUGUAGUAACUCAAAUUGCACUUUAGUCGCACCUGGAAGUCUUGAAUAUCAAAAUGGUUUAUGUCCACAACAUUAUCAAGAAUUUCGCGGAAAAGCUAACAGUCCAUCAGUACUUUAUCCUGAAUCUGAACAGCAAAUUUUACCCGAACCUCCAAGUUCAUUAGUACAGUCUAUAAAUUCAUCUCCAUCUCCAUCUCGCAAACGUCGUCGUCUAAAAUCUCCGUCAUCUGGUGGUAAUCAUUUACAAUCAUUCGUAUACGAUGGAAUGAAUAAAAAUUCUAUACCGAAACCUAAUCGUCGUCUAUCAAUAGCUGUUAUUCCAGCAACAGUCGAUAUUAAUCAUCCGAAUAAAGGUGAUAUUAUUGAAAUGGAAAAUGGUUCAAGAAAAAAAUUCGAUGGUGUAGUUUGGCGUACGAUUUGUUCCAUACCGGGAUGUUUAAUUGCUGCGCAACGAAAUGAAUUAUGUCGAAAACAUUUUAUUAAACUCAAUGGAAAACCAAAUACAGCACCUACGAUGGCUAUGAAUAUGAUGUCAUCAACUUCAAUGAGUAUUCCAAGAGUAGACAGUACUUCAUCGAUAGAUGAUAAAAUAGAAUUUGAUGAUCCACAAAAGAAAGAUACAAUUUCAAAUUUAAAAGAACAAUCAAUAGAUUACGAUGACAAUCAACACGACGAAACUAAUAUUGAUAGUACAUCGCAAAGCUACACUGCAUCAGACGAUGAAACAAAUAUUAAAAACGAAGAAUCUUCGUCCAACGAUGAAGAUAAUUUAGGUGUACAGAUCGAUCAUAUAUUAAUCAAUGCACUUUCAGCUAGUCGAGAAAAGUUUCCUACAACUUAUUUGAAAAAAUGGCUUCGAGAACAUCGUAGUCAUCCAUAUCCGAGUAAUCAAGAAAAAUCAGACCUAGCUAAGCAAUCAUCAAUAACAUAUGAUCAAGUAACAACAUGGUUUAAUAAUGCACGUGCUAUACUUCGACGUCGACAAGCUAAAUUACAAACUACAUUCGAUACAACGAAUGGUGAUGAUAAUGAAGAGGAACAUAUAGCUUAUGACAAUAAAAAACGCUCCGAAUCGUUAAGAGGACCUCGAACGUUACCAUUAUUUAAUGGUAUAUGUUGCCGUUCCAUCGGUGUGCAAUGUAAUCCUUCGACCGUUGAUCAAACAACAAUAACAUCAACAAAAGUAUCGGUUAUGACCGAUGAUGAACUGACAUCGGAUCGUACGAUAAGAAUUUUAACGCCAUCAAGUCGAGUAUUAACAACGAAUUAUCUUAAACGAAAUGGUAGUCAUGAAUUUCUAUUAAAUGGAAUUAAAAUUGAAGACGAAAAUGAUGGAGAUAAACAAAUUGUUGUUACCAGUACUUGUCUUGAUGACGAUCAAAUGGGUCGUUUGAAAGAUUUUUGUUCAAAAUUUCAAAUCGAAUUAUCGAAUGCUGUUGACGAACAUUCGACACAUUUAGUAACAGAUGAAGAAGACGAAACACUUGUAUGUCCAUUAUCGAAAAAAGUGAUUCAAGCUGUUGCGCGCCAUAUGUACAUUGUAACAUAUCGUUGGAUUGAUGCAUGUUUAAAAGCCAACCGAAUACUAAAUGAAAAACCAUUCGAAAUCCAAGGAGAUUUAACACUUUCAUCUGAUCAUAAUGGUAUGCAACGAAGUCGUCAAAGUAUUUUACCAGAUAAUUUACCCAAGAAUUUAUUAUUGGAAAAUUUUUCUAUUAUGUUAAAAUGCAAUGGUUGCCAAGAAAUGAUGAAUAAUGAUGAAUUAAUUGAACUAGUUCAAUUGUCUGGUGCUAAACAUACAACUGAUUCACAUUUUGCACGUAUACAAACAGGUAUAACACGGAUUGUUCUUUGUGAAAAAGAAUAUUUAAUUAAUCGACGUGAAAUGUAUGAAAAAUGUAUUCAUGCUGGCAUUCAUUUUCUUACUCCGGAAUGGUUUCUCGAAUCACUUGUUCAGUAUCGUAUUCAACCAUUUCAAGAAUAUCAAAUAACACCUUAA